Molecule: messenger RNA, 1009 nt
Organism: Papaver somniferum (opium poppy)
Lineage: Eukaryota; Viridiplantae; Streptophyta; Magnoliopsida; Ranunculales; Papaveraceae
Product: eukaryotic translation initiation factor 5A
Exons: 4
Coding region: 178-660 (160 amino acids)
Biological process (GO): positive regulation of translational termination; positive regulation of translational elongation
Molecular function (GO): ribosome binding; translation elongation factor activity; RNA binding
Source: RefSeq, a predicted model, not a curated record
AGAAAGAUAAAAGACUCCUCCUCUCUAUUGAUUUUCUCUUGGUUCAUCUAUAUAAUAAGAAUAUACAAGAGACUUUCACAGCCUCUAUAUUUUGUUCUUCAAGAGUUCUAUCUCUGUGCGAUUUCUUCUUCUCUUCUCAAGAAAAAGCUCUGUGAAUCUCAUUCAUCUUUCAUCAUCAUGUCUGACGAAGAGCAUCAUUUCGAAUCAAAGGCCGAUUCAGGAGCUUCAAAGACUUACCCUCAACAAGCUGGUACCAUCCGUAAGAACGGACAUAUCGUUAUCAAGGGCAGAGCCUGCAAGGUUGUUGAAGUUUCAACCUCCAAAACCGGCAAGCACGGUCAUGCUAAGUGUCACUUUGUUGCAAUUGAUAUUUUCAACGGCAAGAAGCUUGAAGAUAUUGUGCCAUCUUCCCACAAUUGUGACAUUCCACAUGUUAACCGUACUGAUUACCAGUUGAUUGAUAUCUCCGAGGAUGGAUUUGUGAGUCUCCUCACUGAUAAUGGUGGCACCAAGGAUGAUUUGAAGCUACCCACUGAUGAUGUCGUUCUCACCCAGAUCAAAGAAGGUUUUGCUGAGGGAAAAGACCUUGUGUUGUCUGUUAUGUCUGCCAUGGGAGAGGAGCAGAUCUGUGCUGUCAAGGACAUUUCUGGAUCCAAAUAGAGAAGAACUCUUAAGACUUUAUUACUGCAGUCUCUGUUUGUUACUUCAUAUGGAGAGAAGAUGUGAGCUUAAGUUAAUGAGUGGCUAUUAUUACUGCUAUCUUUCUGUUUUAGGCAGACAAGAUCAUAUAAUUAUUAGUUUUUCAUGGGAUGUUUUCUUUUCUUAAUUUUAAUUUUGGUGGGUUUGGUUUGCUUGAGACACACAUUAUCACAAGUAUACCUUUAUUAAUAGGGAUGGAAGAAGAAACAAUGUAUUUCACUGCUCUGCUUGUUGAUCAUGAUGUUGGAUAUGAUACUUGUGGGCUUUCCAACCCAUCUGUUAUUUAAAACCUAAGGUGUUUCUUCUCUUA